Messenger RNA from Daphnia carinata, 1229 nucleotides. Its product is annotated as F-box-like/WD repeat-containing protein TBL1XR1. Gene Ontology annotation, biological process: regulation of transcription by RNA polymerase II. Lineage: Eukaryota; Metazoa; Arthropoda; Branchiopoda; Diplostraca; Daphniidae. The coding region runs from base 32 to 1225 and encodes 397 amino acids. Gene Ontology annotation, molecular function: transcription corepressor activity; protein binding. The record is from RefSeq and is a predicted model, not a curated record. Gene Ontology annotation, cellular component: histone deacetylase complex. The transcript has 9 exons.
AGACACAAAUAUUUCUUAGGAACUACAGAACAUGUUAGCGUCAAAUACCAUCAACAAAGCUGGUAAAAGAGAAGAGGAUUCCGAACAGAAAGGUUGUUCGACUUCCAAGAAACAAAAAGUAGAGUACGAUGUGUUUGUAAGAAACGGGAUAAACUGCUUUAAAAGUGAAGAAUAUGGUUCGGUGUACUUUUCCUGUUUUAAUCCAGUCUGGCCUAUCCUAGGAUGUGGGUUAAGUGAUGGAAAGGUUCUAAUAAUUGAAGGAAAAAGGCAAGCCGAUUUAGUUAGCAUAUGGGAAAAUAAAACAUGGAACAAAGUAAAUGCAAUGUCGGCUAUGACCGAUCUCGGAUGGAACAUGGACGGCAGCCUUUUGCUCACCGCAUUUCUGGAUGGGCAAAUUGUACUAUGGAACAAAAACAUCAAAACUUCAAUGGAAAUUAAAGAUCCCAGUGGUGAACAAGUGUGGGCUGCUACAUGGAAUCCUUUCUUGCCUACUAUAUUCGCAACUCGAAGUGAUCAGACUGUUCUAAUAUGGGAUCAUGCCCAUAACCAACCGGAAACACCUAAACAGAGAUUCGCCUACCACUCUAGUCUGUUAAGAGACUUAGUAUGGAUCUCGGAGGAUCAGUUUUUUUCAUGUUCCGAUGGCGGGUUCAUUCUGCUAUGCCAAAUUGGAAUUGAAUCGCCCAUAAAAUCUUUCGAUCACGAAGAUGCAGUGCUAUCCUUGUCUUGGAACAGUACUUUGAAUCUUUUGGGAUGCUUAUCACGGAACGGAUCAAUAAUGGUAUGGUCGAUCGAGACCAACGAGCCUAUUUAUUUAGUAAAAAAUGAAAGAAUGAAAAGACCCACGUGUUUAGCUUGGUACCUUGAUGAUGAUUCGAUAGCUGAAUCAAGUUGGAUUGCCUGCGGAUUAGAGGAUGGAUCUGUAGUCUUAUGGGAUAGCCGUGGCAAUAGCGAUCCAGUCCUUAGUUUGCCCGUACAAACCAAUUCCAUCUGGGAUGUCUCCUUUUCUCCUGACGGCCUGUUUUUAGCUUCUAUCGAUUUGCAAGGAAACUUGGUUAUUUGGACAACUAAGACCUGGCAAAUCGUAUUUCAAUCGAACUUGUCCUUCCGCGCGUCAAAAAGAAUCUUGCAAUGGGGAGCAGGUGGACGUAAAUUAGCUAUUGCUAAUCCAAGUGAACAGAUUCACCUAAUUGAGGCUGUUGAGUUGGUGAAGAAUAAACAUUAAACAA